Molecule: messenger RNA, 1044 nt
Organism: Aplysia californica (California sea hare)
Lineage: Eukaryota; Metazoa; Mollusca; Gastropoda; Aplysiida; Aplysiidae
Source: RefSeq, a predicted model, not a curated record
UGCAUUUCUCAUUCUAAAAAAAGUUCCAGCGCAUAAUGAUUUAACUCCUUCUUCUAAAAUAAACGGUGACAAUUCUCUUAUAGUGGUCCUGUUGUUUUCUGUGGAUUGGUUCGGAAAGUCUAAAAGCUGACGUAUUUUAGUUUUAGAGCAUACUAUAUAAAAGUAAAAGGCUGUGGGUAUCAGAGUUAGCGAAUUGAGUGGUGGCAGAAGGAAAGCGAGAGACAGGCUUAUUUCUGAGAGUUGUGGAAGUAUUUCAAUAAUUAUAGUGCUUAUUAUUAUUCUUUUCUAACCAAAAUUCUAUAUCGUCUCAACGUUGACACAAGACAGACCAUUUUUUGUUUGUUUUCGGGAUACCAAAUCGAGAGGCAACAUCAAAAUGUCGAUGGUGAAUAUAAAAGAACUUUGCUCUCGAUGGGCCAGAAGGAGACAAAUAGGCAAAAAUGGAGGGAACGCCAAACAGGUCAUACCUAGAGGUGGAGCCAGUCAAAACGUCCCUUGUCGUCAAAGUUGACAUCUAGGAAAACCGGAUGGAAGGGUUGGGGAAGGAAGGCAUUCUGAAGAUCACAGGGCCCGUUUCUGACCUUGCCCAAGAUUUCGAACUGAACGUUGCGAAAGCAGAAUACAGUUAUAUUGUGGGGCCGUCCGCAAAGCCAAUUCUGGAAACAGACAGAAACCAAGGAGGGACCUGCGUGCGUCUGAAGGAGGCGGAAUGUGAAGCCGAUUUCCGAGUGAAGGUUUCCCUCCGUGGAACCGUUGGAUUCCCCGAUGAGGACAGAGCUGAUGAGAUACCCAUAGCAGAAAUCAUCAGCGACCUGAUUUAUGAAGCCGAAGAUGGUGAUGAGAGCUUUGAAAGGUUCCACCUCGGUGACGAUAAUGACGUCAUUUGGACUGUUGGGGGAAAAUGUCAUUUCUACUUGACAGCUCCUCGUCGUCAUGAUUGAGAGUGUGCCGAAAAAAAGAAUGAUCAAAUCAUGGCGAGGCAUUGUGGUGAAAUCAGGCGCUCGUCAAAAUAAUGAAACGGAAGAAACACAUUUUUCUGCCAGU